GUUGACAUCGCGAUGAUUUCACGAGUCAUUUGACCUUAGUUUCAGUGUUAUCAGGCAUUGCCUGGAAUACGAUAUAAUUAUGUCCAGAUAUUUGUUGAGCUGUAUUGGAAGGAGGCAAACGAUUUAUCUAAGGAACAUCAGAUGUUUCGCAACAGAAGAGCAAACCAGUGCAAACGUUCCAACAAAGAAUGAAAAGCCACCACAUGAACCUUCUAAUCCUAGGCUGAACAAGACGGUUAAUUUGUCGGACUUGAACAAGUUUUUUCUAAGAAUGUCAGGACGAUGGAAAUUUGGGAAAGAAAUUCCAGAUUCCCUGCCGCAAGACAAAUACAACAGUGAUAUGUGGGUUGUGAGGAUAAGAGUUGCAAGUGCGAUGAUGGUUAUGUGGUUGCUGCUAUGUCUCGGAAUUGCUUCCUGGGGAAGAAAGCAUAUCAAUGAUUCACACCAUCGUAUCGUGAUGCAACAAUACCUCGAGCAACUUAGCGACAAAGAGCGAAAAGAAUUUCUAGAAAAAUAUGAUGUUAAAAUGGACUCGAGGAACGGGAGAUGACAAUUUUAAUUGUUGUCAAUUAGCGCACUGUCGAUUGAUUCAAGCUGAAAUGCUC
Styela clava is the source of this 605-nucleotide messenger RNA. RefSeq lists its product as uncharacterized. The record is from RefSeq and is a predicted model, not a curated record. NCBI's taxonomy places the organism in Eukaryota, Metazoa, Chordata, Ascidiacea, Stolidobranchia, Styelidae.